AAAAGUAAAAGACAUCCAUCUUCCAUUGAUAAAAGAAGAGUCUGGUUUUGAAUGGCCGUAUGAUGUCAAAGUCGAGAGAAAAAAUGAACCAGACAUUGAAAACAGAAAUAUCGCAGUAAAAGAUGAGCCUAUUUAUUUGUUUGGGGAGGAGGAAGAGAUAAAACCUGUCAUAGUCAUGAAACCAGAGUGCUUCACAGAUAUUGGUAUGGUAAAAACUGAACCACAUUUUGAAUAUUUUCCUGACAUUGAUGAUGAAGUGAAACCAAAAGUGGAGACUUUUGGGAAAGAGGAAGUGCCUGAAUGGGAGGGUCCAGACUUUGGAGAGAUGGGAAAGACAGAAGGACAAGUGGGAGAUGUGGAGGAGCCCAUGUUCGUUGAGGAUCACAUGAGUCAGGCUGGAAGGCUACAGCAGCAAAUCUCCACUGUAAGGGGUUUGUCUAUGGCGCAGAGUUCCAACCCAGACACAGAUGUUGUUGCAUCCACUCACCAAACUUCAACUUUCUCUGCUGAUCCAAUUCUUCUGGAAUGUAAUGUCUCAAAUUCUGGCUUUAGGGUCAAGAAUAAAGAUUCAGGUUUCAACUUUUCUUGUGCUGUGUCUAUUUCUGGUUCUGUAAAUUUUUCUGAGUCUCCUUCUAGUACCACACAGCCAAAAGUGUACAAAGAAACAGAUUCUGGUCAUUCAGAUAAUCCCAGGCUUACAGUUAGGGAAAAUACUUACUCAGAAGAAACACCUCUCCAGUGUAAAGUUUGUGGUGAACAGUUUACACAAAGUGAUAACCUACUGAGACAUAAAGAAAUACACACUGGAGAAAAAAGCUUUACAAAGAGUGGCAGCCUUCAGAGACAUAAAAGAACACACGUGGGAGAAACAUCUUACAGUGAAGUUUGUGGUGCGACAUUUGCACAGAUGGGUGUCAUGCAGAGACACAGAAAAAUACACACUGGAGAAAAGCCUUACAAGUGUGAAGUUUGUGGUGUUAUGUUUACACGAUCCAGUGUCUUAAAGAGUCACCAAAGAGCACACACUGGAGAAAAACCUUACGAGAGUGAAGUUUGUGGUGAAAAAUUUACGAAAAGUAGAACCCUACUGGGACAUAAGGCACACACAGGGGAAAAGGUUUACAAGUGUGAAGUUUGUGGUGCAACGUUUGCACAGAUGGUUGUUCUGCAGAGACACAUAAAAGCACACGUAAGAGGAAGGCCUUACAAGUGUGAAGUUUGUGAUGUAAUGUUUACAAAAGCGAGUGUCUUGAAGAGUCACCAAAGAAGACACACAAGGGAAAAGCGGUGUGAAGUUGGUGAAAAGUUUACCAAAAGAGGUAAUCUACUGAAACAUAAAAGGACAUAUACGGAAGAAAAACCUUACAUGUGUGAAGUUUGUGGUGAGAGGUUUACAAAAAGUGAUAGCCUACUGAGACAUAAAUUAACACACACUGGAGAAAAACCUUACCAAUGUGAAAAUUGUGGUGCGACUUUUGCAGAGAGUGACAGCCUUCACAGACACUUGAAAAAAGCACACACCAAUGAAAAAGCUCACAAAUGUGAACUUUGUGGUGCAACAUUUGCAGAGAGUGACAAUCUUCACAAACACAAAAGAACACACUUGGAAAAAAAAUCUUACAAAUGUGAACUUUGUGGUGCGACAUUUGAACAGAUGGGUGUCCUGCAGAGACACAUGAAAGUACACGUCAGAGGAAGGCGCUUCAAGUGUGAAGUUUGUGGCGCAAUGUUUACACUAGCCUGUGUUUUGAAGAGUCACCGAAGAGCACACACAGGAGAAAGAUCUUACGAGUGUGAAGUUUGUUGUGAAAAGUUUACCCAACCCAGUGUCCUGAAGAGUCACCAAAGAUUACACACGGGAGAAAAACCUUACAAGUGUGAAGUUUGUGGUAAAAGGUUUACACAAAGUGGUGGCCUGCUAAUACAUAAGAGAACACACACGGAAGAAAAACCUUGGAAGUGUGAAGUUUGUGAUAAAAGGUUUGCAUAUCGUAAUUACCUACAGGUUCAUAAAAGGACACACACAAAAGAAAAACUUUACAAGUGUGAAGUUUGUGGUGGAGCAUUUUCAGAUCUUUCGUCCUUGAGGAGUCACAAAAAAACACACACAGGAGAAGAAAACUACAAAUGUGAAAUUUGUGGAAGAGCAUUCAUGUCAAGUCGGUCCCUACUGAUACAUAAAAGGAGAGUACACACAGGAAAAAGACGUUACAAGUGUGAAGCUUGUGGUAAAAUGUUUUUAUUUGCCAGUGCCUUGAAGAUUCACGUACGAACACACACAGGAGAAAAGCCUUACAAUUGUGAAGUUUGUGGUAAAAGUUUUGUUCAUAGUAGUGGCCUUUCAGUACAUAAAAGAAUACACACAGGAGAAAAACCUUUCAAGUGCGAAGUUUGUGGUAAAACGUUUAUUGGAAGUGGAAACCUAGGAGCACAUAAAAUAACACACACAGGAGAAAAACCAUACCAAUGUGAAAUUUGUGGCAAAAGAUUCACAAGAGCUUCUCACCGAGUAAGACAUAAUAUGGAAUACACUGGAGAAAAACCUUGUAAGUGUGAAGUUUGUGGAAAACGUUUUAUAAGUAGGCCUACAAGGUGUAACCGACUAGUACAUUAUAAAGGAACACACAGAGAAGAAAAACCUGACUAGUGUGA
Molecule: messenger RNA, 2652 nt
Organism: Aplysia californica (California sea hare)
Lineage: Eukaryota; Metazoa; Mollusca; Gastropoda; Aplysiida; Aplysiidae
Product: zinc finger protein 708-like
Cellular component (GO): nucleus
Source: RefSeq, a predicted model, not a curated record